CAUUUGGUUUUCUGGUCUCCUUAACAAAGUCAUCUUGCACACAAGACUGUGCCUUGGAGUUUCUUAUUUCUUUUAAUAAAAAACCAGAAGAGUGCAAAGAGAUGAAUCCAAUGAAAGUUUGCUCUGUAAGGCUGAAUGACGGACACCUCAUGCCUAUGCUGGGACUUGGCACUUCUGCUCCUAGUAAGGUCCCGAAGAGUGAGGUAGAAGAGGCCGUCAAGACAGCAAUUGACAUAGGCUACCGCCAUAUUGACUCGGCUUAUCUGUAUCAAAACGAGGAAGAGAUCGGGAGGGCCAUCUGGAAGAAGAUUGCUGACAGCACCGUGAAGAGAGAGGACAUAUUCUACACUACGAAGGUGUGGGGAACCUUCUUCCGCCCAGAAUUGGUUCGAACCAGCCUGGACACAUCGCUGAGGAAGCUUGGGUUGAGCUAUGUGAAUCUUUAUCUCAUUCAUUUCCCAGUAGCUUUGAAGCCUGGGGAGGAAUUUAUCCCAAAGGACAAAGAUGGAGAAGUCAUUUUUGACACAGUAGAUCUCUGUGCCACAUGGGAGGCCAUGGAGAAGUGUAAGGAUUUAGGGCUGACCAAGUCCAUCGGCGUGUCCAACUUCAACUGCAGGCAUCUGGAGAGGAUCCUGAACAAGCCAGGGCUCAAGUACAAGCCAGUCUGUAACCAGGUGGAGUGUCACCCUUACCUCAACCAGAGCAAACUCCUGGAGUUCUGCAAGUCCAAGGACAUCAUCCUGACUGCAUACGCUGCCUUAGGGACUGACUUUAGGAAGGAGUGGGUGAACAAGAACUGCCCCAUUCUCCUCAAGGAUCCGGUGCUCAACACCAUCGCCGCAAAGCAUGGGCGCACCCCCGCCCAGGUGGCCUUGCGUUUCCAGCUGCAGCGGGGCCUGGUGGCCUUGGUCAAGAGCUUCAACGAGAAGAGAAUUCGGGAGAACUACCAGGUUUUUGAUUUCCAGUUGACACCAGAGGACAUGGAAAGUCUGGACGGCCUAAACAAAAACAUUCGUUAUUUUCCAGAUGAAUUUGUUAAUCAUCCAGAUUAUCCAUUCUUUGAUGAGAAUUGACAGCGGUGUCUGGUUGCCCUCGAGUUCUUGGACUCUGGUUGAUGAUGGGCAAACAGCUCACGGAUGAGACGGUAUCUAGUUUAUCCUACGUUGCUUAGCCUGACAGGCUGAAAUGUGGCUUGAGUCCCUGGAUCUGGAAAUAAAAGUCUCUAAACCCUGUC
Lontra canadensis (Northern American river otter) is the source of this 1234-nucleotide messenger RNA. Its product is annotated as prostaglandin F synthase 1-like. The record is from RefSeq and is a predicted model, not a curated record. Gene Ontology annotation, molecular function: aldose reductase (NADPH) activity; ketosteroid monooxygenase activity; bile acid binding. Gene Ontology annotation, biological process: daunorubicin metabolic process; progesterone metabolic process; doxorubicin metabolic process. The coding region runs from base 102 to 1073 and encodes 323 amino acids. Gene Ontology annotation, cellular component: cytosol. Lineage: Eukaryota; Metazoa; Chordata; Mammalia; Carnivora; Mustelidae. The transcript is spliced from 10 exons.